AUGGCGGUCUCCAUUGCGCCGAAGGACGUUAGUACAUACUUAAAUCAAAAACAAAAUGUGUCGGAUAAGGAACUGGCCGCAGAAUGGGCCCAGCUGGAAGAAUUGUAUAACAAAAAGCUUUGGCAUCAGUUAACAUUGAAACUGGAGGUUUUUGUUAACAAUCCGUCCUUACAGAAGGGUGAUAAUCUGGUACAGUUGUAUAACAACUUUCUAUCGACGUUUGAGAGCAAAAUAAAUCCAUUGUCGUUAGUCGAGAUCUUAGCACAUGUAAUUCAACAGUUUCAAGAUAAACAGGAAGCCAUCGACUUCUUAGAAAAAACUGAAUCUAAAGUCGAAAGUAACAAUGAGGCACUUGCAUUAUGUAAAGUUCUUGCAGGCCAGAUAUUAUUAGAUAAAUUAAAUGAUCAAGAAAAGACAAAAAAGAUCAUCGAAGAUGUCGAAACAAUGCUUGAUAAUGCCGACGGUGUUACUACUGUUCAUGGCAGAUUUUACCUCCUAGCCAGUAGAUUAUAUCGGUUGCAAGGCAAACAUGCUGAAUACUACCGCACUGCAUUGAGGUAUUUGGGAUGCAUCGAACUAAGCACCCUAAGUAAACAAGAACAAGAACAACAUGCUUUCUUUCUUGGUCUCGCGGCUCUCCUGGGUGAAGGGGUUUAUAAUCUUGGUGAGCUUUUAGCUCAUCCUGUUUUAGAAUCGUUAAAAGGCACUCCCAAUGCCUGGUUGGUCGAUUUACUGCAAGCAUUCAAUGCUGGUGACAUUGCUGCAUUAGAAAGACUAAAACCGCAAUGGAACAAAGUAGCCGACCUAGCAGCUCAAGAAUUGAAAUUGCGGCAAAAAAUCUCACUGUUGUGUCUUAUGGAGAUGACUUUCAAACGUCAGGCAAACAAUAGACAAUUAACAUUCGCUGAGAUAUCUCAGGAGACACAUCUUCCCAUUGGCGAAGUUGAACUUUUAGUAAUGAAAGCAUUAGCGCAAGGUUUAGUUCGUGGCGCUAUUGAUCAAGUGGCAAGAACAGUUAACAUGACAUGGGUUCAGCCCAGAGUGCUAAACCAUAGCCAAAUUGCAGGAAUGGUCCAACGAUUGGAUGGAUGGUGCAAUGACGUUAACUCCAUGGAGCAUCUUCUUGAAUCACGAGCAUCAGAAAUUCUCACCCUGUAAUAGCCCUUGUCAAAUCAAUUUUGCAAUCUCAUUUUUGAGUCACACAUUUCUGCAUACUUUGUAUAUUACAAAAAUCAUCAGCAUGAAACUCGUGAUAGUUGCUAUAUUUUUACAAUCACAUUAAUUUGUCCGUCUAUUAGAAAUUCAUUGACUACACGCGAUCAACUGAUAACAAAGUGGUACAUAGAAAA
Messenger RNA from Orussus abietinus, 1349 nucleotides. RefSeq names its product 26S proteasome non-ATPase regulatory subunit 13 (gene Rpn9). NCBI's taxonomy places the organism in Eukaryota, Metazoa, Arthropoda, Insecta, Hymenoptera, Orussidae. The coding region runs from base 1 to 1158 and encodes 385 amino acids. The record is from RefSeq and is a predicted model, not a curated record. Gene Ontology annotation, molecular function: structural molecule activity. Gene Ontology annotation, cellular component: cytosol; proteasome regulatory particle, lid subcomplex; nucleus. The transcript is spliced from 5 exons. Gene Ontology annotation, biological process: ubiquitin-dependent protein catabolic process.